AUGUCACUAACUUCAGUCAAGUCUUUAAAUUCUCAUCUGUACGAAGCACCUGGCCAGUACCUCAUAUCCACUGAAACUUCCUGGUUCUUGGAAAUCAAAACCAAACAAGCAUGCCAGUGUUUCCCUUCAGACACCUUGAGCCAGUGUCUUUCUGAGGCAGCACACAGACUCAAUGAAGUCCCUGUGGAGCUGCCAGAAGGAGAGUCCAGCUCUGUGAGGCCAGGUGAUCUUACCUGCCGGCAGAUGAUAGCUGCAUUGUUCUCUCUGACUCCUCUGUUUGAAAAGUCCUCUGGAUUCAAUCGCGAAUGCCCCCGCUGCUUUGAUACAGUUGCCUGGAUACCAAGUCCACCUGGACUAGCAUAUGGUCCCAGCAUGCAGCUCUUCAUGUGA
Molecule: messenger RNA, 390 nt
Organism: Xyrichtys novacula (pearly razorfish)
Lineage: Eukaryota; Metazoa; Chordata; Actinopteri; Labriformes; Labridae
Source: the annotation of a GenBank genome assembly